Messenger RNA from Linderina pennispora, 1580 nucleotides. RefSeq names its product phenylalanyl-tRNA synthetase. Lineage: Eukaryota; Fungi; Kickxellomycota; Kickxellomycetes; Kickxellales; Kickxellaceae. Gene Ontology annotation, biological process: phenylalanyl-tRNA aminoacylation. The record is from RefSeq and is a predicted model, not a curated record. Gene Ontology annotation, cellular component: mitochondrion; cytoplasm. The transcript has a single exon. Gene Ontology annotation, molecular function: phenylalanine-tRNA ligase activity; tRNA binding; ATP binding. The coding region runs from base 28 to 1524 and encodes 498 amino acids.
CUCCUUUCGCUAUUAGCCGCUUCACCCAUGCUAUCGCAGAUCAGACAAAAGGCAGUCAGCGCCAGACUGCUGCAGCGUUGCAUGCUGAAUUCGGGUAGAACCUACGUGUCACGCGUGGUAGCCCAUGCCCGUUUUCAGCCCGCGAAACCCUCGCUCUCGAUCCAGCGCGCGUCGCUCUCUACCACCCGCACUCUACGCAAUGCCGCCAGCGAGCCCAGCAAACUGCAGAUCCUCGGAUCCACCUAUGCUGCCGACAACUGGACAAAUGUAACGCCCACGAUUCUCGACAAGACUGGGCGCAAUCUCCUGCACCAGCCGGCGCACCCGCUGGCGAUCUUGAAGGAGCUGAUCUUUAAGGAGUUCCCGACCUUUGCUCACUACGAUGCGAUUACCCCGGACGUGUCGACGUACAACAACUUUGACUCGCUGGGGUUCGCCCAAGACCACAUCGGCAGGUCGCGCUCCGACACGUACUACAUUAACGAAAACAUGCUGCUUCGUACGCACACAUCGGCUCACCAGCUCCAGCUGCUGAAGGCCGGAAAGAAAGGUGACAGGAGCCUGCUGGACCAUGCAAGGAAUGGCAGCGCAGCGCCCAUGAACGAGAGGUUCCUGGUUGCUGCCGAUGUGUAUCGCCGCGACGAGAUUGACGCCAGCCACUACCCGGUGUUCCACCAGAUGGAGGGCGUCUGCACGUUCUCGCGUGCUGAGAUCCAAAAGAUCAAAGCUGCUGCGUCAUCGCCCAAUUCCUCGACCAGCUCCGCGGCCCAGGUCUCAGACACAACCGUUAUUAGUAGCGAAAACCCAAAGCAGCCCGAGCAUACCGACGAGGAGGUCGCUUUCCUUGUAGAGGACAUGAAGCAGACAAUGAACAACAUGGUUGUGCAGAUUCUGACCAAAGCCGUCGCCGCCAAAAGGACUGCAGGCAAUGCCGACAACACGCAGACUGAGUUCCCAGUGCGCUGGAUCGACGCGACCUUCCCAUUCACUAGCCCCAGCUGGGAGAUGGAGGUGCUGUUCCAAGGCGAGUGGCUGGAGAUCUGCGGCUGCGGCAUCAUGAAGCAGAAGAUCCUGAGUGACGCUGGGAUGACCGACCGUGUAGGCUGGGCAUUCGGGUUUGGUCUCGAGCGUCUGGCGAUGCUGCUGUUUGGCGUGCCCGACAUUCGCCUGUUCUGGAGCACUGACCCUCGUUUCACCGACCAGUUUGCGCCUGGCCAGAUCAACACAUUCAAGUCGUUCUCGCGGCAUCCACCGUGCCCAAAGGACGUCAGCUUCUGGCUGCCUCAGGGUGGCGAAUUCCAUGAGAACGACCUCAUGGAUCUGAUUCGGGAUAUCGCUGGCGAUCUGGCCGAGGGUGUCAAACUUGUCGACGAGUUCACGCAUCCGAAAACUGGCAAAUCCAGCCGCUGCUACCGCAUCAACUACUGCUCUAUGGACCGCAAUGUCACGCAUGAGGAAAUCAACGAGAUCCAGGAGCGCGUCAGAGGCCAGAUGGUCCAGCGCCUGGGUAUCACGCUUCGCUAAGGAAAAUCAGAGUGUCUCAAUUCUAGGCUAAUAAAAGACUCACUUAGUAGUGCCGA